Tripterygium wilfordii is the source of this 668-nucleotide messenger RNA. RefSeq names its product cytochrome b-c1 complex subunit 7-2, mitochondrial. Gene Ontology annotation, biological process: mitochondrial electron transport, ubiquinol to cytochrome c. The transcript has 4 exons. Bases 114 to 482 code for a protein of 122 amino acids. NCBI's taxonomy places the organism in Eukaryota, Viridiplantae, Streptophyta, Magnoliopsida, Celastrales, Celastraceae. The record is from RefSeq and is a predicted model, not a curated record.
UAAUCGACACACACUUGAAGAGUAUUCCAGGAAAACCGAGAGAAGCCGAGGCAAGACUACCGCAGCCAGAAGUAGAUAGUUGCAGAGGGUGAGAGAGAGAAGGAUCGACCAAAAUGUCGUCGUUUCUGCAGAAAAUCGUAGAUCCGAAGAAGAAUCCUUUGGCAAAAAUGCACAUGAAGGCCGUAUCCACGCGUCUCCGCCACUACGGGCUUAGAUACGACGAUCUGUACGAUCCGUACUACGAUCUGGAUAUUAAGGAGGCGUUGAAUCGGCUGCCCAGAGAGAUUGUGGAUGCUCGUAAUCAGCGCCUCAAGCGCGCCAUGGACCUCUCCAUGAAGCACAAGUACCUUCCAGAGGAUCUUCAGGCGAAACAAACCCCUUUCAGGAGCUACCUUCAGGAUAUGCUGGCUCUUGUGAAGCGGGAAAGAGAAGAACGUGAGGCUUUGGGUGCCUUGCCCCUCUAUCAGCGCACCCUUCCCUGAGUAUAUAUGCUUCUCCUGUCGCUUAUGCUGGUGGGUGAAUCUUAGAUCGAAUUAUAUGUUUGUGAUUGUUACAGAAUUUUUCUGCUGUUGACGGAAGAUGGGAUAUGCCUUUCAUAGCACUUCUCUAAUAAAUAUGUGACAAUAUGUUGCCAAUUUGCUGCAAUAAGCCAGUUUGUCUCCUACUAU